CCACCGCGUUGUCGUCACACCAUAAAACAUAACUAUUUUGUCUGUACAAUAACAAACAAUAAGAGAACAAGGCGUAAGAAUCUCGCGAGAGUUACACUAAUCUAGGGUUACCAUCUAGACAUCCAACAAUCAGCCGGUAGCUGACGGCUGAGCUUUGGUCUUUUCGGCGUCUCUGCUGGCGUCUCUAGUAUUUAAACGAAUUGUAGACGUGAGAGUGAAAGCCAAGCAGGUGCUGAAAGUGAAACAAGUACGAGUUUACAGACGAAAGAAACGCUGACAUGGCCCCAACGCUGUAUGAUGUGAAGCCGGAGCCUGGGGACUUGAUUGAAGUGUUCCGUGGUACCUAUCAACACUGGGCUCUGUACAUUGGAGAUGGCUUCGUUGUUCACUUGGCACCACCCUCUGAGGUCCCGAAUGCAGGCGCCAACAGUAUGAUGUCUGUCCUAACUGAGAAGGCCGUGGUGAAGAAAGAGGGGCUGUGGGACGUGGUGGGAACCGACAAGUGGGAAGUCAACAACAGUCUGGACAAGAAAUACCAGCCCCGCGAAGUUCACAUCAUUGUUAGGGACGCUCGUAUGCUGGUGGGCCGUGAGCUGUCGUACUGCGUCAUCAGAGGAAACUGUGAGCACUUUGUCAACGAGCUGCGCUACGGCAAGGCCGAGUCCCGGCAGGUGCGUAAGGCAGGAGAAACGGUCAUGGCCGCAGGUUUGGCUGCAAUGGUGGGUAUUGGCAUCGUGGCUCUAGCAGGCACUCUGUUUGGAAGCAGCAAAAAAGAAAAAGAGGACACACAGUGAUCGACAUCCGGGUCACCUGUUCAGAAGCUUGAUUAACUGAUCACCAGCAAAGCCUAACUAAUACAGUACUGAUCAUAAUCAUCUGUGAUUUAUGAGUGAUGUGGUUCACUUUAACUAUGUCUAGACAACUUUAUCCCUCAUGCCGUCUUUAGUUUGAAUGACAAUGCAAUACUGGUUGGUUUGGGAUCAAGGCCCAAUGUUUUUCAGACUUUUUAAAAUUUCUACAGAUAGCACAUGUAAGCACUACCAACAAUAUUUCCACUAAUGAAGGUGCCAAAAUAAAAUAUGUUUGAAUGUUUUAA
Molecule: messenger RNA, 1096 nt
Organism: Thunnus maccoyii (southern bluefin tuna)
Lineage: Eukaryota; Metazoa; Chordata; Actinopteri; Scombriformes; Scombridae
Product: phospholipase A and acyltransferase 3-like
Exons: 5
Coding region: 279-794 (171 amino acids)
Biological process (GO): N-acylphosphatidylethanolamine metabolic process
Cellular component (GO): cytoplasm
Molecular function (GO): A2-type glycerophospholipase activity; glycerophospholipid phospholipase A1 activity
Source: RefSeq, a predicted model, not a curated record